Molecule: messenger RNA, 519 nt
Organism: Amoebophrya sp. A25
Lineage: Eukaryota; Dinophyceae; Syndiniales; Amoebophryaceae
Source: the annotation of a GenBank genome assembly
AAAUAGUACAACAACUAUUAAUACCAAGACCUACAACUACAAGAACUACAAGACUCAUCGUCCCUCUUUUCAAAGAAGUUCCACGAAGGCUCGACUGGACUUGCAUCAGAACCUCGCACUAGACGUCCGCGAAUCUCCUGUCCCACCUUCGUGGGGUGCGAAGUACAUUGCGGGUCUCUACGACUACGCAGUGACGACCAUUCUUCUCGAGCGCCCCGAACAGGAUAAUCUCCUCAAGAAAAAAGUCGAUGUUAUUACUGACCUAGUCUUAGAAAAAGCCCCCGGCAGGGAAUUGUUUUACGUACUUGCCGAUUAUUGUGAAGACAAGAGGAGAACUCCUUUUUGCGUAUCUUGGUUGGGUAAAGAAGAUCGGCAGCAGAAGAACGACAAAAUGAAGGAGGUCAGUGAAAGCACAAAGUCUUGUCCCGUGCUCAUAUCUUUGCCAGUAGUGUACGAGGGGCAUAUUCGGUUUGCUGCAGAAGUCAUGCUCCGCCUUCUCCGAGGCAUAGCCUUCUCGCA